Molecule: messenger RNA, 1413 nt
Organism: Cyclospora cayetanensis
Lineage: Eukaryota; Apicomplexa; Conoidasida; Eucoccidiorida; Eimeriidae
Product: polyglutamine-repeat protein pqn-41-like
Exons: 7
Coding region: 1-1413 (470 amino acids)
Biological process (GO): protein phosphorylation; regulation of cytokinesis; mitotic spindle organization
Cellular component (GO): spindle pole centrosome; spindle microtubule; chromosome passenger complex
Molecular function (GO): ATP binding; protein kinase activity
Source: RefSeq, a predicted model, not a curated record
AUGCAUGCAUGCGCGCAUUUCUCUCUCAGGGGAGGAGGAUACGAUUUUUCUGUUGACUGGUGGUCUGUGGGGGUUGUGCUCUUCGAAAUGCUUUACGGCGGCAUUCCUUUCUGCCCACCUCCGAAGUUCAAAGGAGACGUUCCACAAUUUGUAAAGCUUCAAGUGACAAAUUACGCCAUAGUCUGCCCAAUUCCUUAUCCUUCGCCUAUAUCGGCACUCCUCUCUCCAGAGGCUAUCUCGCUGAUGCAGAGACUGGUGUGCGAUGCCUCUAUGCGGUACAAACGGGCAGCCGAUAUCUUAACGCAUCCCUUUUUUAAGGGCCUCGACCUAAAGACGCUUUUCACCAUCGAACAACCCCUGGCUGCGGAUACGAGGGCGUAUGCAGCUAGUCACUACCCCUCCCUCUUUGGACCUGACGGGGAGUUGCUGCUGCAGCCGCAGCCGCCUACCGCUAGCAGCAACAACAGAGACAGCAGCAGCGGCGGCAGCAGUGGGGGUGGAAGCAGCAGAGACAAGACAAGGCCUACACAGUCACUCACGAGAAGCAGACUGAACCAGCAACAACAACAGCCGCAGCAGCAACAGCAGCAGAAGCAGCAAAAACAGCAGCAGAAGCAGCAACAGCAGCAGCAGCAACAGCAGCCGCACCAGACACACGCAGGGUGCCUUGCAAGCCUUCGGGCAGCAGCCAGAGGCGCCCGGCAGCUAGCCGCAGCAGAUCCUCCACAGCAGCAACAGCAGCGGUGCUGCUACGGAGAACGCAGCAGACACAUUCCGAAACAAGACACCAACCCGGAUGACGAGGUUGAUCUCUUAUUUGCACGCUACCCCUUCGACCGUCGUGCAGAAGAAAGCCGCCCCGUAGCUUCUCAAAUUAUGAACGACAAGAGGGUGCAAGCAGCGUUGCGGGCUGCUUUCGAGAAGCAGCCGCCAGAGAAAUCCGCAGACAGCUCACACACGGAGGAGGCUAUGCAUGGACAGACGGAUGACCCUUUGGAGUCUGCAAGAGAUUUAGAGGACAUCUUUCACCAUGCACGAGGAAGAGAUUGCGGUAUAGGACAGUUGUGCAGGGGUUUGCAUGCUGCUGCUGCCGUUCCUCCCGAAAAGCGCUCAGCAGCAGCAGGGAAGCAAGCCUUCCGAUCGCUCCAGGGCGAACUCGCACAUCUACAGGGACCUCGACAGGGGCAGAAUUCGCUAGCGACCAAGGCAACGCACGGGGUACUCAGUGCCAAAACAUACGAAAAGAAGCAAGAAGAUGAACAGACAGACAAGCUGCACUGGAGUCUACACGCGGCGUCGGCAGCAGCUAGCCACGCAACAACAACAACCCCCUCAGCCAAAAAGGAGCCAGCCCUUGUCUCCCUUGGUGGAGCGACUGUUGUCGAGUGUCUCGGUCCCGCGGUGUGUGCCUAG